UUCAACCACAAAUAUCAACUACUAUGAAUUAAAAUCAUUUCAUUUUCACACCAACCCACAACACAAAAAUCUCCAAAUUAAAACCCCACCAAACCCUAUUCUCUCUCAAUUUCCCAAUCUCCCAAUCUCAACAAGAAUGCUUCUAUAGCAUCCAAGAAGAGGAAAGAGAGAGCAAAGAACUUGGGUUCACUUUGGAUUCAGGCAAUGAACAUGGUAAAGCGUAGAGAGGUGAACAAAAAGCUGUCUGUAAUGGCGUGACACUAUCAUACGAGUUGCAUUCAACAUGUUUGUAAGAAAACCCACAAAGAAAAAAGGAGUUACUGUUGUGUACAAAAUUUUUUCUACAUGUUAAAAACUGUCACUUUCUGGCAAUGCCGAGCCCCACUUGAGCACCUCCCCUCGAAUACUUCCGAAAAGGUGUGUUAAUAGACAAUUAAAGGAUUAGGCAAUGGCCGGCCCAGUAGGUUAAUUUCUGCAGCUUUGAUCGGUCCCAAAUCAAAAAGAGGGUCCCCAUCUGUAGUUUGAACACAAUUUCUAGAAAUGGGAAGGAGCUCUGCUGAAGACAAAUGGGAAAAUUCCGACUGUCAUAAAGAAGAGGAGGAGGGGGAGGGAGAGGAAGAAGAAGCAUUAUCGCUUUGUGAUUUACCGGUAAAUUUGAUCAAAGAAGAGACUCAACCAAGUAAAGAAGUUGCUCAAGAAACUGAGGCUAGUCAAGAAGAUUUCGAUUUCGUGCCCUGGGGUGGCUCUCUUUCUACAAGUUCAGAAAUGUGUGCAGCUGAUGAUAUAUUUUUUCAGGGCCAAAUUCUCCCAUUUCGUCUCUCAGUCAGUUCUGAAAGUGGUCUUACCAAGUUAAGGCAAGACAGCUUGAACCUAAGCCGGUGUGCAUCGAUGUCAGAAUCCAUGGACCGCAGUUCAGUGGGAGGGUUCACAAGUUUCAGUAGCAGAAGCAGUAGCAGCCGUAGCCAAUUCUCAUCAAGUAGCAGCUGCUCAGUCACUACCAGCACAAGAAUUUCAAAGCCAAGAAUCCAAAAUCAGUUUCACACCCACCCAAGUCCCAAGCCUCAAAUCAAACUUCCCACCAACUCACUGGGAAAUGCUGGCAGUAACAGGAACAGAAAAUCAACAAUAUGGGAAUUUUUUAGAUUGGGUUUGGUCCAUACACCAGAAAUUGAAUUGCAAGAUCUCAAGGUUCGUACAUCAGUUAGUAGAAACAGCAGUUCAAGUAGUAGCAAUAGCAAUUCCAGCUUCAGAAUUAGAAGUAACAGCAGAGUUAGAAUCAGUAGCAGCAGCCAAAACCAAGAGAACAAGGAUAAACAGAAGAAACAGAGUUUCUUGGAGAAAAAAUCAGGAGCAGGAGGGUUAUUAAGUGGGUGUAGUUGUACAGUUAGUGCAGUGAAAUCAGUUCCAUUGAACAUAAUCGUCAUUAAACCCAUUAACAGUAGUGGAAAUAGCAAUAACUACAAAAGCAAAGAAAAAGGCUCAGCUGAGGGAGUGCCACAAGAAUUAAAGAUAAAGAAUAAGAAGAAAAUGGUGGAAAAGCAGCAGCAGCAGGGAAAGCAAGCAAUAUCACGUCAUCGAACGUUUGAGUGGAUAAAGGAGCUUUCACAUGCUAGCUUUCUCGUUGAUAAUGAGGAGGAGGGCCUUGACUCGUGACUAAUCAACAAUCUCUCAGCAUGCUUUGUAUUCUUCUUUUUUAAUUUUUUUAAUGUCUUUUUAUUAGCAUCAGCUUGUUUGUUCUUCUUCUUUUUGGGUUCUCCUUUUUUGUCUUUAAUUUGAAUCAAUUUGAUAUUUUAUAUAGUGUUGGAGCACCGAUUGCCAGAAGUAGAAGUUUUUCUUUUGUCUUUCCA
Molecule: messenger RNA, 1847 nt
Organism: Manihot esculenta (cassava)
Lineage: Eukaryota; Viridiplantae; Streptophyta; Magnoliopsida; Malpighiales; Euphorbiaceae
Exons: 2
Coding region: 541-1653 (370 amino acids)
Source: RefSeq, a predicted model, not a curated record